AGGUUAUGAGGUCUCUCUCUCUGUUUGUCGGUACUAUCGUGACCGAUCAGACACACGGUGAGGAUGGGUUGGAACAAUGUGUCUGCAAUCAUGAAAGGGGGGGCCAGGUGAUCCUUGUCCUCGGGAGCGAUGCUCUCAGCUCCUGCGGUGGUCUACCGUUGUCUGAGAAAAAGCUAAUAAAAUUGUUAAAAUGGGUUGAAUUUGGGUUGAUGUCUGCGUUUCGUAUUUUUAGUCUUAGAAAAGUUGCUCUAAGUUUUCCCCUGUCGGAGAAGAUAUGUUCUCUUGCGAAGGUUGCGUCUGCAAAGCGCUGUUUCGGUCGUGAAUCCUUGAUCGAUCGUUGGUUUCGCUUGAGGUGUCUGAUUUUUGGUGCUUUUAGCCUCAGCUCUUUGCUGCUAAUCCGGAUAGUCGCUUGCUUUGGGCGUUGGAGGAGCGGUGUCUGUGAUAAGACUUUAGUAGAAGAUUCAAACAGAGUUGGGUUCUGGUGGGGUACUUGGAUAAAGAUCUCACUUGCUGGUGAGCAAUAGUGAAGAAAAUUAGUAGUCAUGUUCCAACGUAUACCUACGAAGAAAAGUGACAACUCAAAAUAUUAUGCUGUCCUUGGGGUGGGUAAGGGCGCAUCGCCGGAUGAGCUUAAGAAGGCGUACAGGAAGGCUGCAAUUAAGAACCAUCCUGACAAAGGUGGAGAUCCAGAGAAGUUCAAGGAACUUGCUCAUGCAUUCCAAAUACUUAGUGAUCCCAAGAAACGAGAAAUAUAUGAUAAAUAUGGAGAAGACGCUCUUAAAGAGGGAGCUGGUUCAGGAGAUGCUGGACUCAAUCCGUUUGACAUCCUUGACUCGUUAUUUGGCGGCGCCGGCGGUAAUCCUUUCGGAGGCUGCGGAAGUAGCAGGGAUUUCAGGCGGCAGAAGAAAGAAGAACAUGUGGAGAAGACUUCACAUCCCUUGAAGGUAACAUUGGAAGAUCUUUAUAAUGGAGCAACAAAGAAGGUCAAUACAUCGAGAAAUGUUGUUUGCAGGAACUGUAAAGGAACGGGAUCGAAGACCGGCUCAUCCAGUCGGUGCGCAGAGUGUCUAGGUUCAGGCAGGACGAAUUUGAUACGCCAGCUGGGUCCCAAUAUGAUUCAGCAGAUACAGAGUGUUUGCUCUGGCUGCGGAGGCUCAGGAGAGACUAUCAGAGAGGAGGACAAAUGUGGACAGUGCAAGGGUCAGAAGCUGUUGCACGAGAAGAAAGUGUGGGAGGUAGUUGUGGACAAGGGCAUGAAGCAUGGGCAGAAGAUUACGUUGCAAGGCGGGUAUAACGAGGCGCACAAGAAAGCAACAGAAGAUGUUGUGUUCGUUUUACAACUGAAGGAGCAUCCGGAGUUCAAAAGGAAAGGAGACGACCUGUUUCUGGAGCGCACACUGAGCCUGACAGAAGCUUUGUGCGGUUUCCAGUUUUCUCUGACACACUUGGAUGGAAGGCAGCUUCUGAUCAAAUCAAAACCCGGUGAAAUUGUGAAGCCAGGUCAAUUUAAGGCUAUCAACGACGAGGGUAUGCCGCACUAUCAAAGACCUUUUGAGAAGGGUAGGUUAUACUUGCACUUCACUGUGGACUUCCCCAAGUCCGGGUCACUGACAAUGGAUCGAUGCGAUGCAAUUGAGGAUAUUCUACCACCCAGAGCAGCUGUGAUGUUCACGGACAUGGAAUUAGACGAGUGUGAGGAAACAACUAUGAUCGAUGUAAACAUUGAGGACAAGAUGAGAAAGGAGGAGGAGCAACAAGAAGAGACAAAGCUUGAGGAUGAAGGACCUCGCGUCCAGUGUAAUCAACAGUAGGCUCUUCUGAAUUUCUUUUUCUUUUUCUUCUUUAGAUGUUAAACUUGAUGGUACAAAAGUAGCAAUGUUUUUGAUUCUUACACUUUUUUUGUAUCGAUCACUUCAGUAAAUAUUUGAGAACUCUUUUAAGUGAAACAGGGACUGAGUGCAGCAAAAGUCUUCCACUGAAGGAGUGCCCCUCAAUCUUAAUCUCAA
Molecule: messenger RNA, 2006 nt
Organism: Physcomitrium patens
Lineage: Eukaryota; Viridiplantae; Streptophyta; Bryopsida; Funariales; Funariaceae
Product: dnaJ protein homolog
Biological process (GO): protein folding
Molecular function (GO): Hsp70 protein binding
Source: RefSeq, a predicted model, not a curated record